Messenger RNA from Colletotrichum paranaense, 357 nucleotides. RefSeq lists its product as uncharacterized. The transcript is spliced from 2 exons. The record is from RefSeq and is a predicted model, not a curated record. The coding region runs from base 1 to 357 and encodes 118 amino acids. NCBI's taxonomy places the organism in Eukaryota, Fungi, Ascomycota, Sordariomycetes, Glomerellales, Glomerellaceae.
AUGCGGCCUUCCCUCCUCCUCCUUCCGUCUGACUUUUUGGAACUGGUCCCGACUUCGCCUAGUGUCUGUUUCGUCUGGUCCGCCUUCUUCGUCCAAGAGCGGCAGUCCAUUACCAUCCAUCCUGUCUUUUCACUUACUCUUUUCACUUCUCCAUCCCAUCCGUACGAUCGCCAUCCUCCUCCUCCUCUUCUCCUCACUCUCCUUGUUCGACUCACCCAUACUCUUCUACACCUCAUACGACCGGAUCAACAUCGACUCUUCUAUGGAUUAGAUGGUUCGGAAAGCGAAUUAAUAUCUGGCACCGCUGCGGCUCGACGCCUGCGCUCAUCUCUUCGACGACCAGUGCCAGUUGAAUAA